Messenger RNA from Dujonia railenensis, 1110 nucleotides. The record is from the annotation of a GenBank genome assembly. Lineage: Eukaryota; Fungi; Ascomycota; Pichiomycetes; Serinales; Debaryomycetaceae.
AUGUUUAGGAGAUUACAAGGCGUACGAUAUGGGCAAUUGAUGCCCCGUCAUUCCAGUGGUCUUUGCUCAGCGGGAAACCAAAUUGUAGUGAAGAGAAAUCUUUCUGUAGACCCCCAGAUUGUAGUCACAUCGCUCACCGAGUCCAUGCAGUCGCUACAUGCGCUAACGGGCAUACCGUGGUGGGCUCUCAUCCCCAUAGCCACCUUCAGUCUCAGAGCUGUUUGGACGUUGCCGCUAGCAGUUAUCCAGAGAAGGAGAAUACAGAAGCAGAAUUCAUUCAAGCCGGUGAUCAGUGCCAUGUUCCCAAUCUUCAAGCUCAAGUUGGGACAGAGGGUGCAGAAGGCAAAGCAGGCUGGCGACAAGCUCUUGAGAGGCACCGGCGGAAAGUCUGGUGGCGGUAGUGGUGUAAGCGGAGAAAUGGAAUUCAUGCAAGCACAGAACCCUGUGAGCACCAUGAAGUACGAAGAGAUCGUACUUAUGGCCAACAAGGAGAGAAGAAGAAGACAGAAGCAGCUUUUUAAAGACCACAACAUCCAGUUGUGGAAGAACUUCUUAUUACCGCUCUUUCAAAUCCCGCUCUGGGUUAGUAUGUCUUUGACCAUGAGGAACCUCAGCGGGUGGUCCUCGUGGGACAACUUGUCCAACGCUGCGUUGGAUCCCAGCCUAUACGAGGAAGGAUUGUUCUGGUUUACGGAUUUGGCCAGCUACGAUUCCUUGCAUGUAUUCCCUGUGGUGUUGGGUAUAGUAUCGCUCUGUAACGUUGAGUGGACGUUUAGAACGAUCCAGCUCAUGAGACCCACGUCGUCUUCUUCGUCUUCUGCGAGCAUCUCGAGCUCCAAGGCGCCGCUUAGGCCCACUCUCAUGGACUCGAUGUCCAACAUCUCCAGGAUGUCUGUGGUCUUCAUGAUGGCCAUCUCCAUGAAUGCUCCAGUGGCCUUGGUGUUGUACUGGAUUAGUUCGCAGGUGUUCUCGUUGAUACAGAAUGUUAUUCUUGAUUUGAACUUCCCUAUGAGUUUCACACCAAGGAAGAGAUUUAACUACAGAAAGCAGAGGAACUUAGAGGCAGAGGACGUCAUCAGGAGAGAAGACGAGAAGAAGACAGCCAAAUAG